GGUUAUAUUGCACUAUCAUCGUAUAACAAAACAAUAUUUCCUGUCUACCAGACUCCGGUUGUGAACACCGUCCUAAAAAUCUGACACCUUGAUACAUGUAAUUUGUUUUGUCAAGUCCCUUGUUCUUUAACACAAUACAAGUACUGAGUUGUUUUCACAUUUUAAACUCUGAAGGAAAUAUGGAAGUUGACGAAGAAGAUGUUGAAGCCCCAUCAUCAAGUACCAGUAGCCGUGGAGAAAAGAAAAGAUUUGAAGUAAAGAAAUGGAAUGCUGUUGCUUUAUGGGCUUGGGACAUUGUUGUGGACAAUUGUGCCAUUUGUCGUAAUCACAUCAUGGACUUAUGUAUUGAAUGCCAAGCUAAUCAAGCGUCAGCGACUAGUGAAGAAUGUACAGUUGCGUGGGGCGUGUGUAAUCAUGCUUUUCAUUUUCACUGCAUAUCUCGUUGGUUAAAAACUCGACAAGUAUGUCCUCUAGAUAAUAGAGAGUGGGAAUUCCAAAAGUAUGGUCAUUAAUUGAAGUGUAUUUGGAAUACAUUUAAGUUUUAACCUACCUUUUUCAUUCCUUGUAUGGAUAAUAAAUAUUGAAGUAUUAUUAAAAUUUCCUUAAAAUUAUUAUUAAAAGAAAAAAAUUAGAUUGCCAAUCACUAAAUUUCCUUUUUCAUGUUUUUCGUUUCAUACUAUUUUAUAAGGGAUUGUCUUGUAAAAUAUUAAAUUAAAUUAUACAAUAAAAGAGUCUGUGUACCAUAGAGCUACUGAUAAA
This is a messenger RNA of Myzus persicae (green peach aphid), 759 nucleotides long. RefSeq names its product RING-box protein 1A. Gene Ontology annotation, molecular function: zinc ion binding; ubiquitin protein ligase activity; cullin family protein binding. Gene Ontology annotation, biological process: protein ubiquitination; ubiquitin-dependent protein catabolic process. Gene Ontology annotation, cellular component: nucleus; cullin-RING ubiquitin ligase complex. The transcript is spliced from 2 exons. Lineage: Eukaryota; Metazoa; Arthropoda; Insecta; Hemiptera; Aphididae. The record is from RefSeq and is a predicted model, not a curated record. The coding region runs from base 180 to 512 and encodes 110 amino acids.